Molecule: messenger RNA, 1264 nt
Organism: Salvia hispanica
Lineage: Eukaryota; Viridiplantae; Streptophyta; Magnoliopsida; Lamiales; Lamiaceae
Biological process (GO): nuclear-transcribed mRNA catabolic process, deadenylation-dependent decay; U1 snRNA 3'-end processing; exonucleolytic trimming to generate mature 3'-end of 5.8S rRNA from tricistronic rRNA transcript (SSU-rRNA, 5.8S rRNA, LSU-rRNA)
Cellular component (GO): nuclear exosome (RNase complex); cytoplasmic exosome (RNase complex)
Molecular function (GO): mRNA 3'-UTR AU-rich region binding
Source: RefSeq, a predicted model, not a curated record
ACGCUGACAUUUAGUCUUUCAAAAUCAAACACUAAGCCCUACUCGUCGGUAGCCGUCGCAAGGUAUCGCCGCCGCCGCUACCAUUCAGUCCACUCUCCGGCGUCCGUCUCAACUCAACGUUUGCGUCCGUGUCGUCAGAAUUCAGUUAUGGUGGGGCUCUCGCUAGGGGAGAAAACAUUUAUAAAAGGUGGGAUUGAUCAGGAUUUACGUACUGAUGGUAGGAAACGACUAACGCACCGACCCAUUUUUGUUGAAACUGGUAUCAUUCCUCAGGCAAGUGGCUCAGCAAGAGUGAAGCUCGGGGCAACAGAUGUUAUUGCUAGUGUAAAGGCUGAGCUUGGAAAACCAAAUCCAUCAUAUCCCGACAAAGGAAAAGUUUCCAUAUAUGUUGACUGCAGUCCGACUGCUGAACCAUCUUUUGAGGGCAGAGGGGGUGAAGAAUUAUCCACAGAGUUUUCUUCAGCACUUGAAAGGUGUUUGUUGGGUGGUAAAAGUGGUGCAGGUACGACUUACAAGCACAUGAUGAUUAGGUCCGCAAUUUAUGUUCGCUGCAUAAAUAGUUAUAACAAUUUAUGGUCUCCCGAAUUUGCUCCAGGUGCUGGAAUUGAUCUGUCAUCUCUGUGCAUUGUUCGAGGGAAGGUCUGUUGGGAUCUUUACAUUGAUGGUCUUGUUGUUAGUUCAGAUGGUAACGUGCUGGAUGCUUUGGCCGCUGCCAUUAAGGCUGCCCUAAGCAAUACAGCUAUUCCAAAAGUUCAAGUUUCUGCCAACGCUCCCUCUGAUGAGCAGCCGGAGGUUGAUGUGAGCGAUGAGGAGUUUCUACAAUUUGACACGUCAGGGGUCCCUGUUAUAGUCACUUUAACAAAGGUUGGGAGGCAUUAUAUUGUAGAUGCAACUACGGAAGAGGAGUCCCAGAUGAGUUCAGCUGUGUCAGUCUCAAUCAACAGGCAAGGGCGGAUAUGUGGUCUGACAAAAAGAGGGGGCGCUGGCCUUCAUCCAACUGUUAUACUCGAUAUGGUAUCGGCCGCCAAACAUGUAAGUGAGCAGUUGAUGAACAAAUUGGAUUCAGAAAUAGCUGCGGCUGAGGCUUGCGAUGAGAUGGAAUCUUAAUCUCACUAUGUGGGUCGUUGUUUCUUGCUUCUAUACUGACAUGCGAAGUUCCAAGUCUAAUUUAUGUCAACUAUAGACUAAAUCUAAUGUAAUAUCUCUAGUUAAUUGAUGAUUUGGCAUUUUAGUGUUGCAAUUGAAUUUUGGACAAGUUUGACAA